Molecule: messenger RNA, 751 nt
Organism: Phaeodactylum tricornutum CCAP 1055/1
Lineage: Eukaryota; Bacillariophyta; Bacillariophyceae; Surirellales; Neidiaceae
Exons: 1
Coding region: 66-599 (177 amino acids)
Source: RefSeq, a predicted model, not a curated record
UGCGUUCAAAGACAUUACUGACAUUACCCACAGAUAGCUGACUUUUCUCAUAAACUCUGCUUUCCAUGCCAGCAUCGCAUUUUCUCAAGAUUUCCAGUCGAAAGUGUUUUGCACCCGCACAGCAUCUUUGGCUCCGAGCUGUCAAAACUGAGGACCCCGGUCUAUCAUGCAUGCCGCUGGGCGAGGGUCUAUGGAGUAUCCGAGUCGGAAUGACUUCACAUGGCCUUGAUGAACUUGGAGAUAUAACCUCUGUAAACGUGGUGUCACGAAAGUCGACUGUUAAGUCUGGCCAGGACCUGCUCGAAUUGGAAUGGGAAGGAUUUAUACAAACCGAAGCCGAUGAACUGUACCAUACCGUUUGGGGGUCGAUCGAGGGGAAGAAAAUUGUUAAAGCUCCAGUCGGCGGGUCUCUAGUACAGAUAGUAAACCUUUCCCUAGAAGGAGAAAUAGACGAGGAUACUGUUAUCGCAGAAUUAUCCUGCAACGAGUCGGACCUUAAGCAAGCUUGUGCAAGCUGGCUUGACGAUGAAGGCUACAAUGCGUUGCUUGCAAAAGAAGUACCGGGUAGGUUUGGAAAGGAAACGUCAAGAAGUAGAUGAAAGCCAUUCCAUCCGGUCAAGAUUGAUCUGUUCUCACGUUUUAAUCAACCAAUCAAAUGUUCUAUCAAAUUUGAACAUAGACUACUGGAGGCAAGCCUGUACAAAAAUCCCAGGGUCAUAUUAGCGGGAUGACGAUCCACACUGCCAGAGCC